Messenger RNA from Macrobrachium nipponense, 621 nucleotides. RefSeq lists its product as uncharacterized. The record is from RefSeq and is a predicted model, not a curated record. NCBI's taxonomy places the organism in Eukaryota, Metazoa, Arthropoda, Malacostraca, Decapoda, Palaemonidae. Bases 36 to 485 code for a protein of 149 amino acids. The transcript has 5 exons.
CACAACAUGCACACAAACUACUGAAUGCACCGGAUAUGGUGGCAACUGCAGUAAGAUCCUGGAUGGGUGUUCGGGCAUUUCCUAUGACGCAGGGUGUGCAGCUUCAAAUUGCACUUGCUGCAUUGCUGAUAAUUCUACUUGCGUCACUCUACCUGCCUGCGGAGAUGCUGGCGGGUCGUGCAUUUCUCCUUCUGAAUCGGGCAACUGCACAGGUGUUCUCGACCCCAAUGGCUGCCUUGGAGACAGCUGCUCCUGCUGCAAGGGAGGUUGCGAUGAGACGAACAAGUGCACAGAUGCUGGAGGCUACUGCUUCCGAAAGGACGGUCCGUACGUGUGCCCCGGGAAGGUCUUCAAAUUCUGUGGUCAUGGGAACUGUAGCUGUUGCGUGGUUCCCCACGGGAACGGGAGUGGAGAGGAUUCAAACGAAAGUGGCUAACCUUUGCAACCAGAGGAGUGAGAACUGUCAUUGUCCCCUGCUAGACUGAGAACCAUUAAUUAAGAUUCCUAAUUUGAUUGAAAACAUUCUUUCCAUAAUCAUAAAUUAAAGAGUCAUAAAUAGAAGACUUUUGUUAUUUCUGAAAUGUUUUAUGAUUAUUCUGCAAAUAAAUUUAGCAUGCAAAA